GGCUGAUAAGUGUGUGGAGUAAAUCUGCAAAAGCUGCAGCUUGCUCAGUGCAUUUUGGAGAUAACUUUGUCCUCUGCAAACCUUCACCAUGGUUGACGCCUUCUGUGCCACUUGGAAGCUGGUCGAAAGCGAGAACUUCGAUGAGUACAUGAAAGCACUUGGUGUUGGCUUUGCCACCAGGCAGGUUGGUAAUGUGACCAAACCGACCGUCAUCAUCAGCCAGGAGGGAGACAAGGUGGCAAUCCGCACCCAGAGCACCUUCAAAAACACAGAGAUAACUUUCACACUGGGAGAGGAGUUCGAUGAAACCACUGCUGAUGACAGAAACUGCAAAUCCACUGUGACUCUGGAUGGAGACAAGCUGGUCCACGUCCAGAAAUGGGACGGCAAAGAGACCAAGUUUGUUAGAGAGAUCAAAGACGGCAAGAUGAUCAUGAAUCUGACCUUUGAAGAUGUCCAUGCGGUGCGCACCUAUGAGAAGGCAUGAGAGCUCACACUGACAGCACCACUGACCGGCCAAGCCGUGUUGUUUUCAUAAUUAUUGUGGACUGUUUGCUCUUUGCACUUCAUUCUCCUCUGCAUGUAAAAGAUCUGCAAGCUGCACAUGUUUUGUAAGAUGUUUUUUUUUUUUAUAUGAAUCCAAUUCUGUCAUGACAGAUGGAAGGACUUUGCAACUCUGUGUAAAACAAAAUAAAGAAACGAAAUGUG
Cyprinodon tularosa is the source of this 708-nucleotide messenger RNA. Its product is annotated as fatty acid-binding protein, brain. Lineage: Eukaryota; Metazoa; Chordata; Actinopteri; Cyprinodontiformes; Cyprinodontidae. Gene Ontology annotation, molecular function: fatty acid binding. Gene Ontology annotation, cellular component: cytosol; nucleus. The coding region runs from base 89 to 487 and encodes 132 amino acids. Gene Ontology annotation, biological process: fatty acid transport. The transcript has 4 exons. The record is from RefSeq and is a predicted model, not a curated record.